Prorocentrum cordatum is the source of this 1790-nucleotide messenger RNA. The record is from the annotation of a GenBank genome assembly. NCBI's taxonomy places the organism in Eukaryota, Dinophyceae, Prorocentrales, Prorocentraceae.
GGUGUUCGUUUCUUGGCAGCCAUUUUGGCGCGAACUAUUUUUCGCCGAGCCUCCCCAGCUCGAGCUGUUCCGAAUCGCUCGCCCACUUUCGGGCUGCCCCUCGGCCUACCCCGCCGACCAGCCCCAGCGAUUGCGAUGGCGCACAUGUCUCCGCGGGGUGCCUGGGGCAGCUCGGGCAUGGGCUACGCUGGCCACGGCGCCGGGUACGGGGGAGGCUAUGCCGGGGGAGGCAUGGGCCACGCUGGCCACGGUGCCGGCGUGUACGGUGGCGGUGCCGAUUGCGGAACUGCCUGCUGCGCCGGGGCCACCGCCGCCAUGGGCUGCGGUCCUGGCUGCGGCGCGGGGUGCGCUGAGGCGACGGGCUGCGGAAGCGGCGUGGCGGGCGGCGUGGGCGGCGGCUGCUGUGGCGCGGGCGCAGGCGGCAGCACCAUCUUGAGCUACGUGGGCGCCGGGGGCGACUACGCGCAGGAGACGACGUACAGGUACGUCGGGGCGGGCGCGGGCGAGUUCGGGGUGCUCCGCAUUCCUGGCCGUGGCCCCAACUGCUGCCUGUUCCUCCUCAUCCCGGGGCUGCUGUCCCUGCUGCUGCUCCCGCUGCUCCUGUUCUCGCUCGCCCCGGGGAGCACCACGACCACGACCACGACCACGACCACCACGCCGUUCAUUCCGCCGUCCACAGCGCCACCCGACACCACCACCACUACCAAGAAGACGACCACCAGGCCGCCUCCCCCGCCGCCGCCCCCGCCGCCGCCGCCCCCGCCCCCGCCGCCUCCGCCUCCGCCCCCGCCGCCAGCGCCCACGACCACCAGGAUCAACUGCGGCGAGGGCGCUCCAGCGUCGUGGAACGAGGCGAAGAAGGUGCAGUGCUGCCUCAUGGAGAACAAGGGGUGCCCGACCACGUCGACGUCACCGUGCCCCAUCGACUGCAAUGCAGGAUACAACGACCUCGACCCGCUGCAGUGGGUGCGUGGCUGGUCCGGCGAGAAGAAGUUGCCGGACGCUCCGCGCCUCCGGCGGGCGGGGCCCGGCGGCUUCUGCUGCAGGACCGCCCAGCGGGGGUGCCCCUCGGAGCUGCCGCCCCCCUCGGGGCUGCCGCCCUCGGGCGAGGCCCCCGCCCCGGACACCAGCGUCUACGACUGCGACGCCGGGUACCACCACUGCAUGCACUGCCUGGAGCUGUCGUGGUCCCCCCGGAAGAUCCAGUACUGCUGCGCCAACCUCCACAAGGGCUGCAAGGGCGAGGAGCCGGAGUAGAGCGAGCGCGUGGUCUCGGCGGCGCGCCCGGGGCGGCGGAGGGCGCGGGCCUCGCCAGGAGCCUCGGGCGGCCCGCGGCCUUCUGAGAAGCCUGCGGAGACUUCUCCGAGGACGCGGGGCGGCUUCUCAGAAGCCCGGGGGGCCUUCCGAGAAGCCCCGUGGCCCUCCGAGAAGGCCGGCCCUCUCUCCUGCUGCCACCGUCGGCGCGCCGCUGGUGGAGAGGGCGGCCGCGCCGGGGCGGCUGGGCGAGCCGCCGGCAGCCUGCAGACACGCACCGUGGAACCACGGCAUGUCUGGGAGCAUCGCUCGGCCACCUGCCCGCUCGGGCCCUCCUUCGCGAGGGGCGCAUUGUUUUUUUGUGACAGCGCGGCAGGGCAAAGCUACGUGCGCGCGCUGCACAGCUCGGGCGUCGCCGCUGGCGGGCCAGCAGUCGCGGUGCGAAGAGGGAGCCACGCAUGAUGCGUGUCCUUGCUCUUGGUGAGACACGCAGUGCCAGCGCAGUCGGGUGCGAGAUUUUGCGCACAUUUGGAAAA